Messenger RNA from Schistocerca gregaria, 2653 nucleotides. RefSeq lists its product as uncharacterized. NCBI's taxonomy places the organism in Eukaryota, Metazoa, Arthropoda, Insecta, Orthoptera, Acrididae. The record is from RefSeq and is a predicted model, not a curated record. The transcript has a single exon. Bases 50 to 2584 code for a protein of 844 amino acids. Gene Ontology annotation, molecular function: protein binding.
UGAUAGAGAAUAAUCGAAGACAUAUUAGAAGUUUUUUAGUGCUCUAAAUAUGAAGCUUUUGAAUAAUUUGCUAGUAGUGGUGGUUGUACUAGCUGAGAUUUCAACGCAUUUGGCACAGAUAGAUGAUAGUAAUUCUUCGAAAUUUGUGGCUGAGUUUAACAAGUAUUUGAGUCAUUCAGAUGAAAUAGCAAUAAAUAAUUAUUGUAAUAACUUGAAAAUAAGUUGUGAUGAUGAGUAUCGGAUCACUGGUGUUAGAAUACAGGAUCUUGAGCUGUCUGGAUUUCCUACAUGCAUUACAAUAAUUAAAGAUACAUUAACUGAUUUAUAUAUGAGAAAUGUGAAAUUAAGAGGCAAUAUUCCAGAUGAAAUUUAUGAGCUGACGGAACUGGUGUGCCUGGAUCUGGCAGAAAACAAUUUUAAUGGUAGUUUAAGCGAUAAUAUUGAACAUCUGAGUAAAUUAACGACUCUUAAUUUAACUGGCUCAAGUCUAUCUGGAUCGAUACCAGAUGGUCUGUAUACAUUAACUCAAUUGGAAUAUCUAUAUUUACAAGGGAACAAUUUUGAUGGUAGUUUAAGCGAUAAUAUUAGAAAUUUGAGUAAUUUAGUGUAUCUUGGUUUAAGUGGUUCAAAUAUAUCUGGAUCGAUACCAGAUGGCCUGUAUACAUUAACUCAAUUGGAAUAUCUAUAUUUACAAGGAAACAAGUUUAUUGGUAGUUUGGAUAAUAGUAUUAAAAAUCUGGAUAAAUUAGUAUAUCUUGAUUUAAGUGAUUCAGAUAUGUCUGGACCGAUACCUAAUGGUCUAUAUACACUGAACAGAUUAGAAUAUCUGAAUUUACAAGGAAACAAGUUUAGUGGUAGUUUGGAUGAUAACAUUAAAAAUAUGAAUAUGUUACGAUUCAUUGAUUUAAGUGGUUCAGAUAUAUCUGGAUCGAUACCUGAUGGCCUAUAUUCACUGAACGGAUUAGAAUAUCUAAAUUUACAAGGAAACAAAUUUAGUGGUAGUUUAAGUAAUAAUAUUAGAAACCUGAGUAAUUUAAGGGUUCUUAAUUUAAGUAACUCGAAUAUAUCUGGAUCUAUACCUGAUGGUCUAUAUACACUGAAUAAAUUGGAAUAUCUAGAUUUACAAGGAAACAAAUUUACUGGUAGCUUGAAUAAUAACAUUAGACUUCUGAAUGGAUUAAAGAGUCUUGAUUUAAGUAACUCAAAUAUAUCUGGAUCGAUACCUGAUGGUCUAUAUACACUGAAUAAAUUGGAAUAUCUAAAUUUACAAGGAAACAAACUUGAUGAUAUUUUAAGUAAUAGUGUUAGACUUCUGAAUGGAUUAAAGAGUCUUGAUUUAAGUAACUCAAAUAUAUCUGGAUCGAUACCUGAUGGUCUAUAUACAUUGACUCAAUUGGAAUAUCUAGAUUUGCAAGGAAACAAACUUGUUGGUAGUUUAAAUGAUGAUAUUAGAAAUCUGACUAAGUUAUAUCAUCUUGAUUUAAGUAACUCAAAUAUAUCUGGAUCGAUACCUGAUGGUCUAUAUACAUUGACUCAAUUGGAAUAUCUAGAUUUGCAAGGAAACAAACUUGUUGGUAGUUUAAAUGAUGAUAUUAGAAAUCUGACUAAGUUAUAUCAUCUUGAUUUAAGUAACUUAAAUCUAUCUGGAUCGAUACCCGAUGGUCUAUAUACAGUAGCUAAAUUGGAAUAUCUAAAUUUACAAGGAAACAAACUUGAUGGCAUUUUAAAUGAUUAUAUUAAACUUCUGAGUAAAUUGAGGACCCUUGAUUUAAGUAACUCAAAUAUAUCUGGAUCGAUACCUGAUGGUCUAUAUACAUUGACUCAAUUGGAAUAUCUAGAUUUGCAAGGAAACAAACUUGUUGGUAGUUUAAAUGAUGAUAUUAGAAAUCUGACUAAGUUAUAUCAUCUUGAUUUAAGUAACUUAAAUCUAUCUGGAUCGAUACCUGAUGGUCUAUAUACAUUGACUCAAUUGGAAUAUCUAGAUUUGCAAGGAAACAAACUUGUUGGUAGUUUAAAUGAUGAUAUUAGAAAUCUGACUAAGUUAUAUCAUCUUGAUUUAAGUAACUUAAAAUUAUCUGGAUCGAUACCUAAUGGCUUAUAUUCACUAAAUCAAUUGCAAUAUCUGGAUCUUAUGGGCAACAAUAUUAGUGGUAGUUUGUCACCUAAUAUUGGUAAUAUGAUCAUGUUAACUAGUCUAAAUCUGUGUUUUAAUCAAUUAAAUGGUACUAUACCAAAUGAAAUUGGUAAUUUAAUCAAUCUCAGAGCUUUAGAGAUGAGAGAGAAUGAAUUUGAAGGUGAUAUACCUGAUCUGAGUCGUCUGAUAAAAUUGGAUUAUAUGAACAUUAGCUCAACAAAACAUAAUUUGAAUGUAAAGUGUGAUGAUGAUGUGUUACCUCCACUUAUUGAAAAGGAAAAUUGUUUAAUUAGGCCUGUGAGUGAACCAUGUGAUAAUGUAACACUUUGUGAAUACAGUAAUAAGCCUAUAGAUAAAUCAUUAAUUGGUUCAAUGUUCUACACACCUGGAAUGAAAAUAAUUAUUACGAUGGUAGUGUGCAGAGGUGCAGUAGGAAUGAUAUUAAAUUAGAAUUUGUAAUUCUGAUAUUUAUAUAAGCUAUUAGACACUAUUAGUUAUAAAAAUAUAGAUAAUUUGAAU